Messenger RNA from Parathielavia appendiculata, 2203 nucleotides. Its product is annotated as interferon-induced GTP-binding protein Mx2. Gene Ontology annotation, molecular function: microtubule binding; GTP binding; GTPase activity. NCBI's taxonomy places the organism in Eukaryota, Fungi, Ascomycota, Sordariomycetes, Sordariales, Chaetomiaceae. The transcript has 7 exons. The record is from RefSeq and is a predicted model, not a curated record. Bases 56 to 2203 code for a protein of 715 amino acids. Gene Ontology annotation, cellular component: membrane; microtubule; cytoplasm.
GCUGUACUCAACGUCUCACACCAACCACACAACAGCCCAAGGUCGACUUUCCAAGAUGACCCCGGCCAAGGAUGAAAAUAUUCCGGCGGUUUCGCUGGGCUCGCCUGCUCUGCUCGACAAGUUCGACCGUCUGCGCGAUCUGAACAUCAGCCACCUUGUUUCGCUACCUCAACUCGUGGUUGUAGGAGACCAGUCCUCGGGAAAAAGUUCCGUGCUCGAGAGUCUGACUGGUUUCCCUUUCCCUCGCGCCCCUGGAUUAUGCACUCGAUACGUGACCCAGAUCACCUGCCGCCGUGUCAACCAAGAGUCGGUCGCCAUCUCGAUAAUUCCGGGCGCAGGGGCCAGUACUGCUCACAAAGACAAGCUGCGAGCCUUUCACGCCGAGACCACAGAUGUCUACGGAGAGAAUUUUGCGCGUAUCUUCCGGGAAGCCAGUACGGCCAUGGAUGGCAAGCCCGAUGGAGACAAGUCUCUCGACACUUUCAGUGAUGACAUUCUUAAGAUCGAGAUCACUGGACCCAAUCAAUUCCCCCUGACGGUCAUCGACGUCCCGGGCAUCUUCCGCACUGCUACACCUGGCAUGACGACCGAGAACGACAUGGCCCUCGUUAGGGCGAUGGUAGAGCGGGCUAUCAAGGAUGAUCGAACGAUCAUUUUGGCUGUUGUGCCCUGCAACGUUGACAUUGCCACGCAAGAAAUUCUUAAGCUGGCAACCGACGCCGACCCCACUGGAUUGAGAACCAUGGGUGUUCUUACCAAGCCAGACCUGGCUACGGAGAGAGCUACCCAGCAAGUGAUCAUCGAUCUCGUCCUCGGAAAGCGAAACGAUCUCAAGCUCGGCUACUGUGUUGUGAAGAAUCGUAGCGCCGAUGACGACCUUUCUUCGCUUCAAGACCGCGACGACGCUGAGAAGGUGUUCUUCAAGUCCGAGCCGUGGUGCCAGCUCGAAAGCUCGGGGCGAAUUGGAAUCGGCGCCCUUCGACAACGCCUGAGCGGCUUGAUACAGUCCAUCACCAGAAGGGAGUUCCCCCGUGUCCGCGAUGACGUCCAGAAGAAGCUGCAUGCCACUGAGGAGAAGCUCAAAGCUCUUGGAGAUUCAAGGGCCGAUACCAUGAGCCAGCGAUACUAUCUGGCCGAGGUGGCUAGGAGGUUCCAGGACAUCGUCGGUGAUGCCCUUGACGCGAAAUACACCCGUCAUUACCUUUUCAAUGACUCUGACCUGAAGCUGAUCACGCGCAUCAUGGAAUUCAAUGACGCUUUUGCCGCCAAUUUCGCUAUGAGAGGCCACUCCCAGCACUUUGACAAAGAGCAUGAUGGAUCGUCACCUUCAGGCGUAGGACAAGAAACGGAGGAUGAAUCAAGCGAGCCAGGCUCGAGCCAUUUCCCGGAGCUAAACGACAUCCUGCUCAACCGCGACUAUGUCUGCGCAGAGCCACAGGACAACAUCAUGGAUUGUAUUAAGGAAGUCUACCGUUCCAGCCGCGGCCCGGAGCUUGGUACGUUCGGAGGAUCCCUACUUUCCAUGACCUUCAAGGUGCAGACAGAGAAAUGGGAAAGGCUUGUUCACAGCCAUACCAGCGCCGCCAUCGUCCUUGUUCAUACCUUCAUUGUGAAAACUCUGAAGGAAGUCUGCCAUGAUGAGAGAACACGAACUGAGCUCUGGGACACUCUUCUGCUCGAGAAAUUGCAGAGGGCAUACAAGAAGGCCAUGGACCACGCCAAGUUUCUCCUCGACGUGGAGCGCAACGGCAAGCCAGUUACGCUGAACAAUUACUUCUCGGACCGACUCGAGCACGCGCGCGGCGACCGCUACCAAGCGCGCAUCAAAAAGGUGGGGACCGUGCUUCAGCACGGAAAUGCGCGCGGCUGGUGGUUGUCCCAAACUGCGCUGAAUCAGGUGGCUCUGACCAAAUCGGGCAACGUUGACCAUGUGUGCAAGAAAUUGCAUGACAUUCUGCAGAGUUACUACAACGUAUCGCGCAAGCGCUUUGUCGAUGUCGUCUGCCAGUACGUCGUGUAUCACUUCCUCCUGGAUAGCGAGGGCAGCCCGCUCCGGCUCUUUGACACGAAGCUCGUUCUCGGUCUGUCAGACGAAAAGCUCGAUGCCAUUGCCGGGGAGGAUGCAACGGUGAUGGUGGAGAGGGAGCGGCUGGGCCAGGAGGUGAAGAGCUUGAAGGCUGCCAUCAAAAUCCUCCGCAGUUAA